AUGGUGAAUUUUCAACUCUCCGGAUAUGGCAUGAAUAGGUACCUCAGCGUCCUGGGAUCUGGAGUUUUCAGAAAUUGGGCAUGCAGAGACCACCUUGAACGGGUGCUCUCCAGCAUUGACCCCUUUCCCCUCUCAGACCUCCAAGCCGCCUACAGCAAUAUUGACCUCUCCAAUCUAGCCUUCCACAUGUCUCCCGUUAAGGGUAUACUGGUGUCGAUGCCUGCCGAGGGAUUUCGAGAUUGCCGUCCUGGACAACCCAACCACACUGACCCUAAAAAUAUUUUCACGACUUACCCACACUAUCAGACUCAAAGUCAAUCAGAAGACGAAAAGCGAGAGUUUUCGUAUCAUCCGAAGAUUCGAGAUGUUGUCCUCACGCUGUCGCUCGUCUAG
Molecule: messenger RNA, 393 nt
Organism: Penicillium atrosanguineum
Lineage: Eukaryota; Fungi; Ascomycota; Eurotiomycetes; Eurotiales; Aspergillaceae
Exons: 1
Coding region: 1-393 (130 amino acids)
Source: RefSeq, a predicted model, not a curated record